Penicillium psychrosexuale is the source of this 3642-nucleotide messenger RNA. Its product is annotated as CAZyme family AA3. The coding region runs from base 1 to 3642 and encodes 1213 amino acids. Lineage: Eukaryota; Fungi; Ascomycota; Eurotiomycetes; Eurotiales; Aspergillaceae. The record is from RefSeq and is a predicted model, not a curated record. Gene Ontology annotation, molecular function: oxidoreductase activity, acting on CH-OH group of donors; flavin adenine dinucleotide binding. The transcript has 8 exons.
AUGUCAAAUUUUACAGACAGGACGGACAAUUACCCGAACCUGAGUCGUCCGUUCAGAUCAAUGAGGCCGGAAUAUGAUGUCGUGGUAAUAGGAUCUGGCUAUGGUGCUGGAGUAGCGGCAAGUCGAAUGGCCCGAGCAGGGAAGAGCGUCGCAGUGCUAGAGCUUGGCUGGGAAAGAAGAUCCGGUUCAUUUCCACAAACGUUCUCUCAAUGUCUGAAGAACACGAGCAUCUCGGGGAGUUCUGUAAAGGGCUCCUUCAUUUCAAAGUGGCUGUCGCCUGGAGACCCCACGCGGCUUUUUCAAGUAUUCUUAGGCGAUGGACAGCAUUCGUUUGCUGCUCAUGGACUUGGAGGAUCUUCAUUGAUCAAUGCCGGGGUUUUCCUGAAAGCGGAUAAAAGAACAUUGCAGAUGAGUCCAUGGCCGUCAGAGAUCAGGGACCAGCCAUCUGCGCUCGACGAAUACUACGCACGCGCCGAAACCAUGCUACAACCUUCCACAUAUCCGGAUGAUUCAAGCCCAAACAAACUCAAGCAUCUCCAAGAAGAGUCGAGAUGGCUAGGAAAGAGGAAUAAUUUCUAUCGAGUACCGUUGACUAUAUUUUUCCACAAUGGCUGCAACAAUGCAGGUGUCCCUAUGCAGGCAAAUAGACAAUCAGGCCAUGAGUGCACUGGUCUCAACGAUGGAUCAAAGAACUCGGUGGCGACAACGUAUCUUGCAGAUGCCUGGAAUUGGGGAGCUGAGAUAUUCUGCGGAUGCGAAGUUCGAUUUGUAGAAAAUAUGGACGGAGGAGGCUACACUAUACGCUUUGCCUGGCAUGGAAGUGGGAGGUCGGUGUUUGCGGAUCAUUUCAAGGAACAACUCUUUUGGGUCAAAGCAAAGGAGUUCUGUUUUCUUGGGGCUGGCGCUCUAGGAACUACUGAAGUCUUGCUUCGGUCAAAGCAGCACGGCCUCCAUAUGUCACCGCUUGUUGGAAGUAAUCUCUCUGGAAAUGGGGACUUUUUGAUAUUUGGUUACAACGGAUAUGCUAAUAUCAACGGGAUCGCCGGUGAAUCCUCGCGUGCUCCCCCUGGAACAACAGUCACUGCUGUUAUUGAUAACCGAGUCGUUGAUCCUCUGGACAAUCCUCUUUCUGGAUAUGUUAUCCAAGAUGGUUGCAUUCCUGCGAUGUUCAACCCGGUAAUCCAAAUCAUGCUCACCCUGCAAACUAUGAAGAGCCAGGCGCUGUGUUGUCUUUGGAACCCUCGCCAAGAAGCUAAGAAGACCCUUGCCUCUCUCAAGUCUCUGCUAUUCGGCCCGUAUGCAUACAAUGGAGCUCUUCAGCGGACUUCAACUUAUCUGGUGAUGUCUCAUGACAGCAACGAGAUAACUUUGACCUUGAAGGAUGAUAGAUUGUGCCUCCGGGGACCGGCAGAAGGACGAUCUGAGCAUUUCAAAUGGAUAAAGAACAUUUUCAAUGAGACUUUUGCUCGCACAGGCUCAAGGAUGGGGUUUUCCUAUUUUUACGGUCGUCACCAGGAGGAAACCACAGUCCAUCUCCUUGGAGGAGCCAACAUGAGCAACGAUGGAACAGGGCACGGGGGUGUGACAAAUCAUCUAGGAGAGGUUUUCAGUGGCUCUAAUGGUGAAGUAUACAAAGGCCUCGUGUGCUGUGAUGCAUCUAUCAUCCCGACAGCCCUGGGUGUGAACCCACUCGCCACAAUAUCAGCCCUCUCCGAGCGAUCCGUCAGCUUGAUUACCGAGAGAUCUGAAUUAUCAAUUGAUCUCGAGACUGAAAAUCAGACUUUAAACGCCUACUGCAAGCCUAGUGUAUCAUGCGAUUCCCAAGACUGUCAAGACACCAAGAAAGCAUCGCAGUCGAUAGGAUGGCAGUUCACAGAGACUAUGCAUGGGCACAUUAGCAUGCGGUCGGAUAUCGGAAGUUUUGCGCUUUCUGAGAGGGUAGGAAAAGGCUCAUCUUGCGCGAUGCGGAUGUUUCUUACGAUCGAAAUCUGCCGAGGUAAGAAAUCGAGAGAGCCAUCUAGCAGUAGAAUGCUCACAUGUACAGAUCUACAAUACCAAGGAAUAUGCACUGGGACGAUUUCUUGUUACGCAUUAUCUAGAGCCACGCUCAAGAUUGUCGAAGGAACGGUAGACUUUUUCACGCCAAUAGAAGAGAAUGCCGAAUCAUCAGCCAUUUCAUAUCACCUGAAGCUGCUGUCGGUAGAGGGCAUAGAGUACCGCCUGAAAGGUCACAAGCUGAUCAACUCGAACAUGGCAUUUUCCGCCAGAAAGACCUGGGAAGCGACAACUACGGUGAACGUCAAUAUCACUCGACUGGACGGGACAAAUAUUGGAGCAGGGGCCCUUCAUAUCUCAUUGCUAGACUUCCAAAAACAGAUGAGGACAUUUCGGACGACAAAAGACUUCCAGAUCAGUCUUGUCUUGGCCUUGGUGUGGUUUUUAGUUUCUUUUAUUUACCACAUCAGUUUGUUCUUCUUUCGCCCUUUCGUCCGCAUGCGCUUCCCUCAGAUCUCAACCAAGGGCACUGAUGUAAAACAACUAGCUUCUACCUCGUGCAGUGUCACCGCAAGCGAUGGCGUACAGAUAUAUCUUGAUAUAUAUGACCCACUCCCUGCACAAAAGAUAGGCGAGCCAAGACCUAACUGCAACCUUGCACCAGUCCUACUUUUACCCGGAGUCACUGGGAUCGGCGCGAUGCACAAUUUGUAUUCACUGCCAUUUUUGCGCUGCAACAUGGUUGAGUAUCUCACGCAGCGUGGACACCGAUGCUACGCACUCACCCCUCGCUGGGGCUGUGAUCCCGCAGUUGCGCAGAAAAGCACAGUCUUCGACUGCCGUCUUGACGUUGCAGCUGCAAUAGCAUAUAUUCGCGACAAAGAGCGACAGAAGCCCUAUGUGGUAGCCCAUUGCCAAGGCUCGGUAGCUCUCUGCAUGGGCCUACUGGAUGGAACCAUCCAAAGUAGCCAACUUCUCGGCAUUACUGCCAACUCAGUCUUCAUGAACCAGGUCUUCGGGUACUGGAACUCCCUCAAGGGGAGAACGACUCUGCUGAUCCAGUUCUACGAAUUACUGGCUGGGAAUUACUUCCCGAUUGUCAGCAGUGCUAAGAGUGUUCUUUUCCAACGAUUACUCGAUACGCUCCUUCGUCUCUAUCCUGUUGGACACACGCGGGACAUCUGCACGUCUACAGCGUGUCACCGGACAUCUUUCGCUUUUGGCUUACUAUGGAAUCACGAGAACCUUGAUAUGAGUCUGCAUGACAAUGUUCACCUUUUUUUCGCGGGGACACAUACGAAGCUUAUGAAGCACGUGGUUCGCAUGGGAACUCGGGGGAUCUGCAUGGAUACUGAUUCAUGUCCUCUUCUGACAGAUGAGAAUUUGCAGCGACUGCAAGGGUUGCCGAUUCUCUUUGUCUCGGGUACGGAGAACCAAGUUUUCAGUCCCGAGUCUACGCUCAAGGACUAUGAGCUGCUGCGACGUCGAUUCGGCGAGAGACUUUAUCGCAGGUUUCUAGUCGAGGGGUACGGGCAUCUUGAUCCUAUUGUAGGAAAGGAUGCGGCCGAGGAUGUAUAUUGGAGGAUCUUUGCGCAUUUGAGAUGGUGCACCAAAGAGGCGGAAAGUACGAAUUUGAGAGCCAAGUAA